Molecule: messenger RNA, 604 nt
Organism: Cucurbita moschata (crookneck pumpkin)
Lineage: Eukaryota; Viridiplantae; Streptophyta; Magnoliopsida; Cucurbitales; Cucurbitaceae
Product: basic form of pathogenesis-related protein 1-like
Exons: 1
Coding region: 1-480 (159 amino acids)
Source: RefSeq, a predicted model, not a curated record
AUGGCAUCUUCAUUUUGGUUUGGGGGACUUGCUCUAAUCUUGGCAUCUUCGAUCUCUCCCAUAGUUGCCGAAAGCACCCCGAAAGAAUUCGUCGAUGCCCACAAUGCCGUUCGUGCCAAUUAUGGCGUCGGCCCAGUGUCUUGGAACACCACUUUGGCUGCUGAUGCUCAAGAAUUCGCCAGAACAAUGAUCGGUACCUGCGAGAUGGUGUACUCCAAUGGACCUUAUGGCGAAAACAUGGCAUUAGCAUAUGAGAAAACAACAGCGGAAUUGACAGUGAACUAUUGGGCUAGCGAGAAGAAGUUUUAUGAAUACAAAUCAAACAAGUGCAUAGAGGAAGAGUGCGGGCAUUUCAGGCAGGUGGUGUGGAAGGACACAACAUCUAUUGGAUGCGCUGAAGUUGAGUGCAUCAAGGAUUAUAUUUUAACCGUUUGUAACUAUUAUCCACCAGGGAACUAUGCUGACCAACUUCCUUACUAAACUUGAUAUCAAAAUAACAGCUCGGCCAUUCAAAAUUUAUUAUUUUAGUUAUCAAUAAUUAUCCCUUUUAUUUGUGUACGUACUUAGUGCUAUAUAAAUGUGAACUAAGUUAUUUACUUUCACA